AUGGACGACCGGGGCAUGCCAACGCUUGUUGUCACUAUCAUUUUCUUCGUCCUUGCUUCGACGUUUGUUGCUCUCCGGUUUAUCUCUCGGUUGGGCGUCGUGCAUAAAAUUGCUUGGCAUGAUCAUCUUAUGCUUGUAGCUUGGGUGAUUGACUUUGGAUUCGUCUUUGCGAUAUGCUAUGGAACAACAAAAGGCUUAGGCUUGCACCAGACCAAUGUAGAGCCAUCAUGGGAUGUUGCCCUAAAUACGACCGAGUAUGUAGCGAAUGUGCUAUACAAUCCCGCGCUUAUGGCGCUGAAAAUGUCCAUCUUGAUCUUCUUUCUGUCCCUCUCGAAAACGGACAAGGUCUUUCGAUGGGCUAUCUAUGCGACGAUGUUCGUCGUCAAUGCCUCUGGAUUCGCCUUGACUAUGGUCAAUGUUUUUCAGUGUAGACCUGUCAGCGCAGCUAUCUGGUUUCCAGUAAAUGGAGACGCAAAAUGUACCGAUAUUGUCACCAUCUAUCUCUCCUCCGCACCUGUCAAUCUUAUCACCGACAUUGCCAUUUUCCUCUUACCAGUUCCAAUUUUGACAAAAUUGCGCUUACCAAAGAAACAAAAAGUUAUUCUGAUAAUUACAUUCAGUUUUGGCUUCUUCACGGCAAUUGUCGAUGUUAUUCGAGUUGCAUACCUACAAAACGCCGCCACAUCACGCGCUCAGAUGAUACAGACGUCAGGAUCUUCCACACACAAUACAAAAUUCAACCAGGACUUUUCUUGGUACGGGGCCUUCACGUUUAUGUGGUCUGCGAUCGAAGUCAACAUCGGUAUCAUGUGUGCUUGCGUGCCCGGUUUGAAACCACUAGUUGCACGCCUGGUCCCUCGGAUGAUCAGAGGCUCAACAGAUACAUCACCACAGGCUGCCUCCAUCGGCACGUACCCUUCAAGUGCAAACAGGGCAACGGGGCCAUGUUUAGCAAGUACCCAGCGUCAAACCCUACGUCCAGGAUCAAGGGCAAAUACAAAUGACGUACACAAUAUAGCAGCAAUCAGUCCUCCCCCUGCAGCAAUUACACCGGAAGAAUUCAUGAACGCAGCGGACGUUUUAUCCCAUUCCGGACCUAGCGACGAUACAGAAAGCAGCGCAGUCGACAAGACCUCUGGUGCCAUGAAUGUGUCGAGAUUUUUUGAUUUUGUCAACGUUAAGCAGCCCAAGAGCAUGCUCGCGAUGAAUAACAAAGAAUCCAUACCGCCCGUGGCAUUAACAACAGUACUGUUCUUCAUGUGGGGUUUAGGCUAUGGUUUCUUGGAUGUUUUGAACGACCAAUUCAAAUUAAUCGAUGGUAUUAGUGCGUGGGGCUCUCUAGGUCUGCAUGCUGCAUACUAUGGCGGCUACCUGAUCUCACCGCUGGCUAUCGGCCGUCAGUUGCUGUGUCGAUGGGGGUUCAAGGCCACUUUCAUCGCGGGUCUCUUUAUAUACGCCUGUGGAGCCCUCAUCUUCUGGCCGUCUGCGGUAUUGACCUCCUUCACAGCGUUUAUUAUUUCGAAUUUCAUUGUUGGCUGCGGAUUUGGAGUGCUCGAAACAGCAGCCAAUCCUUUUAUUGCGUUGUGUGGACCUCUCGAAAACGCGGAAAUCCGACUGAAUUUUUCGCAAGCAAUACAAGGAGUUGCCAGCGUGGUAUCUGCAGUCCUCGCCAAAAAGGCCCUGUUUCAGUCCGUGCAAGAUGCAGCAAGCUUGGUCAAAGUGCAGUGGGCAUAUCUUGCAAUCGCACUCUUCGACCUCCUCCUAGCGGUUGCUUUCUAUUAUCUCCCCGUUCCUGAAGCUACUGACGAAGACCUCCGCGCAUUAUCUGACCGACGAAAGGAGGCCAAUUCGGUGCGAGUGCUGGGCAUUCCUGUCAUUUGGAUGACAUUUGGCCUAGGAGUGUUUUCUCAGUUUUGCUAUGUCGGAGGGCAGGAGGUGCUUGUGACCAGCUUUGCGUAUUAUAUUGAAGCGCAAAUCUCCAUUACGAAUCUUUCUACUUUUGAUUACCUCUUAAUUGGCCGUAGUUUAUUUGCUGCAGGCCGGUUCAUGGCCGCCUUCACACAGUGGUUCCUCAAACCCCGAUGGAUACUUUUCGUGUCAUACACUGGGCUUAUCGUGCUCUCUGCGUUGUGUAUGGCACUCGAUGGUCUCUCCGGCGUGGUCAUUGGCUUGCUACUGUUUUUAUUCGAAAGUGGAGUAUUCAGCAUCAUCUUUGCCAUGUCGCUCCGGGGCAUGGGGACACAUACAAAGACCGCAUCGGCGAUUAUGGCCACCGCGAUAGGAGGCGGUACAAUGUUCCCAUUCGCGCAGCAAGCCGCAAGCAAUAACCACGGGGUAGUAUCGUCCUACGUUGUCCUCGUCGUGCUCUACGCCGUCGGCGCCAUUUUCCCUCUGUAUCUCAAUUUUGUCCCUGCAGCAAAGAAGCAAGUCGAUCCGAUUCCAAAUGAAUACCUACGUCGCCACAUCCGGCGACAUCGCCAGACUGUUAAUGUAAACCCUUCACCACCUGUGGAAAAGGAACAGCAUUACUCGCGAGGCGGCGUCUUAUCACGUCCGCGCAGUCUGGUGGAUGAACCGGUGUCGUCAAAUGUUCCGGGAAAUGCGCAGUAUACGCCUGGAAUAAAUGAGCGUGAUCUUGCUUUCGAGCAACCAUCACCGCAGAACUAA
Talaromyces proteolyticus is the source of this 2667-nucleotide messenger RNA. Its product is annotated as putative MFS monosaccharide transporter. The record is from RefSeq and is a predicted model, not a curated record. The transcript has 4 exons. Gene Ontology annotation, biological process: transmembrane transport. Gene Ontology annotation, molecular function: transmembrane transporter activity. Lineage: Eukaryota; Fungi; Ascomycota; Eurotiomycetes; Eurotiales; Trichocomaceae. The coding region runs from base 1 to 2667 and encodes 888 amino acids.